Molecule: messenger RNA, 2519 nt
Organism: Tupaia belangeri chinensis (Chinese tree shrew)
Lineage: Eukaryota; Metazoa; Chordata; Mammalia; Scandentia; Tupaiidae
Gene: ACAP1
Product: ArfGAP with coiled-coil, ankyrin repeat and PH domains 1
Cellular component (GO): cytoplasm
Molecular function (GO): GTPase activator activity; protein binding
Source: RefSeq, a predicted model, not a curated record
CUCCGCCCAGGCCCCGCCCCGCUCCUCCCAGCACUGAUAGAAGUGUAGAGCCAGAGCUCCUCCUAGGACAUUCCUUCCCCAAGGGGAAAACAUUUGCCCCCAGGCCCUGCCCAGCAGGGGACCUCCUUCGUCUCCUCAGAGGCCCUCCCAGGGCAAGGAGUGCCUCCACCUGCAUCCUCACCUUCGCCAGCCUCUAGGGCCUGCUGGGCCCGCAGCAGUCAAGCCAAGAUGACGGUGAAGCUGGAUUUUGAAGAGUGUCUCAAGGACUCACCCCGUUUCCGAGCCUCUAUUGAGCUGGUGGAAGCUGAAGUAUCAGAACUGGAGACCCGUCUGGAAAAGCUCCUCAAGCUGGGCACUGGCCUCCUGGAAAGUGGGCGCCAUUACCUUGCCGCCAGCCGCGCCUUCAUUGUCGGCAUCUGUGACUUGGCCCGCCUGGGUCCGCCAGAGCCCAUGAUGGCGGAGUGUCUGGACAAAUUCACGGGGAGCCUGAACCACAAGCUGGACAGCCACGCGGAGCUUCUCGAUGCCACCCAGCACACGCUGCAGCAGGAGAUCCAGACCCUGGUCAAGGAAGGUCUCCGAGGUUUCCGAGAGGCUCGCCGGGAUUUCUGGCGGGGCGCUGAGAGCCUGGAGGCGGCUCUUACCCACAAUGCCGAGGUGCCCAGGCGCCGGGCCCAGGAGGCGGAAGAGGAAGGUUUUUUGACUGCCCGGGCUGGGUUCCGGGGACGGGCGUUGGAUUAUGCCCUGCAGAUCAAUGUGAUUGAGGACAAGAGGAAGUUCGACAUCAUGGAGUUCGUGUUGCGUCUGGUGGAGGCCCAGGCCACCCACUUCCAGCAGGGCCACGAGGAGCUGAGCCGGCUGGCCCAGUAUCGCAAGGAUCUGGGUGCCCAGUUGCACCAGCUGGUCUUGAAUUCAGCCCGAGAGAAGAGGGACAUGGAGCAGAGACACGUGCUGCUGAAACAGAAGGAGCUGGGUGGGGAGGAACCAGAGCCAAGCCUCAAGGAGGGGCCUGGCGGCCUGGUCAUGGAAGGACAUCUCUUCAAAAGGGCCAGCAACGCAUUUAAGACCUGGAGCAGACGCUGGUUCACCAUUCAGAGCAACCAGCUGGUUUAUCAGAAGAAGUACAAGGACCCCGUGACUGUGGUGGUGGACGACCUCCGUCUCUGCACAGUGAAGCUCUGCCCUGACUCCGAAAGGCGGUUCUGCUUUGAGGUGGUGUCCACCAGCAAGUCCUGCCUCCUCCAGGCAGACUCAGAGCGCCUCCUGCAGCUGUGGGUCAGUGCCGUGCAGAGCAGCAUUGCCUCAGCCUUCAGCCAGGCUCGCCUUGAUGACAGCCCCCGGGGUCCAGGCCAGGGCUCAGGACACCUGGCCAUAGGCUCUGCAGCCACCCUGGGCUGUGGUGGGAUGGCCCGGGGAAGAGAGCCUGGGGGAGUUGGACAGGUGGCAGCCCAGGUGCAGAGUGUGGAUGGCAAUGCCCAGUGCUGUGACUGCCGGGAGCCUGCCCCGGAGUGGGCCAGCAUCAACCUCGGUGUCACCCUCUGCAUCCAGUGCUCCGGCAUCCACAGGAGCCUUGGUGUUCACUUCUCCAAAGUCCGGUCUCUGACACUCGACUCCUGGGAACCAGAACUAGUGAAGCUUAUGUGCGAGCUGGGAAACGUCAUCAUCAACCAGAUCUAUGAGGCCCGUGUGGAGGCCAUGGCAGUGAAGAAGCCGGGGCCUACCUGCUCCAGGCAGGAGAAGGAGGCCUGGAUUCAUGCCAAAUACGUGGAGAAGAAGUUCCUGACUAAGCUUCCUGAGAUUCGAGGACGAAGAGGUGGCCGAAGGCCCCCAAGAGGGCAGCCUCCUGUGCCCCCAAAGCCUUCCAUCAAGCCCCGGCCAGGGAGCUUCAGAUCCAAGCCGGAGCCCCCCUCCGAUGACCUGGAAAGCCUACACCCUGGGGCCCUGCUGUUUCGAGCUGCUGGGCAUCCUCCAUCCCUUCCCACCAUGGCUGAUGCCCUUGCCCAUGGAGCCGAUGUCAACUGGGUCAAUGGGGGACAGGAGAAUGCCACACCGCUGAUCCAGGCCACAGCUGCUAAUUCUCUUCUGGCCUGUGAGUUUCUCCUUCAGAACGGGGCGAAUGUGAACCAAGCGGACAGUGCUGGCCGGGGCCCGCUGCACCAUGCGACCAUCCUUGGCCACACGGGGCUCGCCUGCCUGUUCCUGAAACGUGGAGCCGAUCUGGGGGCUCGAGACUCUGAAGGCAGGGACCCUCUGACCAUCGCCAUGGAAACAGCCAACGCUGACAUCGUCACCUUGCUGCGAUUGGCAAAGAUGAGGGAGGCUGAAGCGGCUCAGGGCCAGGCUGGAGACGAGACGUAUCUGGACAUCUUCCGCGACUUCUCCCUCAUGGCCUCAGACGACCCCGAGAAGCUGAGCCGGCGUAGCCAAGACCUGCACACGCUUUGAUCCCAGCCCUGGGGCCCCGGCCCCCGCCCCUCCGCCAGCCCCAGGGCCAUUAAAGCCUCCGUGCCUCGCUCCUC